Messenger RNA from Cyprinodon variegatus (sheepshead minnow), 2413 nucleotides. It is a transcript of the gene cts12, whose product is annotated as cathepsin L1-like. The transcript is spliced from 8 exons. The coding region runs from base 105 to 1166 and encodes 353 amino acids. Gene Ontology annotation, cellular component: lysosome. The record is from RefSeq and is a predicted model, not a curated record. Gene Ontology annotation, biological process: immune response. Lineage: Eukaryota; Metazoa; Chordata; Actinopteri; Cyprinodontiformes; Cyprinodontidae. Gene Ontology annotation, molecular function: cysteine-type endopeptidase activity.
GCCUUCAUUUAAGGAUUUAGUAAAAAGAACAUAUAGUUAACAAAAAGCUUUAUAUAGCAGGCUGAAAGCUGGAGGCUGUACACUCUGGGAGUCGCCAUUGGAACAUGGGAACCAAACAGGCUGACAUGUGUGCAGGUGGUCAGAUCAGCUUUCUGCUGAGGGCAGCCCUGCUCUCUGUCCUGCUGUGCAGCCCGCAGACGGUGCUGUCAGACUCGGACGAGGCGGUCCUGACCGAGUGGGACAUCUGGAAGAAAAGUCACGGCAUAAGCUACGAUGAAUUGCAGGACGACAUGCAGCGGAGGGCCAUCUGGGAGGACAACAAGCGGAAGAUUGAGGACCACAACCAAGGCUUUCUCACCGGGAGGAGGUCCUUCAGUCUGGCCAUGAAUAAAUAUGGAGACCUUACGAUGCAAGAAUAUCAAAAUCUGCAGGGAGCCAUGAUCAAUGCCCAGUUUGUGGCCAGAGGGAGGGAGGUUUCAGCUAGAAGACUGCGCUACAACGCUAAAAAGCUUAAUACUUGGUUUGUUGACUACAGGAGCAUGGGCUAUGUCACCGAGGUUAAAGAUCAGGGUUACUGUGGUUCUUGUUGGGCCUUCAGCACCACAGGAGCGAUAGAAGGACAACUCUUCAAGAAAACGGGUCGGCUGAUGUCUCUGAGCGAGCAGAACCUGGUGGACUGCUCCAAACCGUACGGCACCUACGGCUGCAGCGGCGCCUGGAUGGCCAACGCCUAUGACUAUGUGGUCAGCAACGGUCUGCAGACGACAGAGACCUAUCCGUACACCUCGGUGGACACACAGCCUUGUUUCUACGACAGCAGUCUUGCAGUGGCGCAUAUCAGAGACUACCGCUUCAUUCCCAAAGGAGACGAGCAGGCGCUGGCCGAUGCUGUGGCAACCAUCGGGCCAAUUACUGUAGCCGUCGAUGCCGAUCAUUCAAGCUUCCUCUUCUACAGCUCAGGGAUUUAUGACGAGCCCAACUGUAACCCUGAUCACCUGAGCCAUGCGGUGCUGGUAGUUGGCUACGGCUCCGAGGAUGGUCAAGACUACUGGCUAAUCAAGAACAGCUGGGGAAGCAGCUGGGGUGAAGGUGGAUACAUGAGGAUGGUCCGGAAUGGCAGGAACACGUGUGGCAUUGCAAGCUAUGCGCUGUACCCAAUAUUGUGAAAACUCUAAAGAACAUCAUUUUGAACAUAAAAAAACACAUUUCCUUUUUUCUAUUUUAAGAUAAGCAGUUUGUGAACCUGUUUGACAUCAAGCUUUACAGGGAACGCUUUGCCUCUCAGGGACGUAGAAGAAAUGAUCAUUUGGGAGUAGAUUUUCUAAAGUAUUUCUGUGUUUGUAAAACUUAAUGAAAAUAAAACUGGAAUUUAAAAUGAAAUUUGGAUGUUUAACCUUGGACAGAGAUGAAAGUUUUUAUUAAAGUCCUUUUAUGCACAUGGGAAAAAAAGCCCCCAAACAUCUGUUUCUUUUCCUCGCUGGGAAAAUGUCCGACCAUCGUUCAUUUAUUGGGUCAGAUUGAUGCUCUGAAAAACCUCGGUGAACAAAGUGAGCUUUGUCGCAUUUUCUGGUCCAGAGCAGUGAGAUAUAAAUCUAACAGAUGCUUGUUUUUCUCAAAAAGCAAAACAAAUAAUUCUGACAGAGAUAUUUGAGCAGCACCAAAACAUCUCUGAAAAACAUAAAGACUGCAGGAAAAAAACUUUGAUUGAACCAAGACUUUCUGCAGAAACAUGGAGCAUAGGAACAUUAUUUAUGAUUCAUACCAGAAAAAAAAGAAUUAAACUCCAGAUCUAUAAAACUUCAAUUGUGGGUAGAAAUAAUUAUAAUUGAAAAAUUUUAUUUUUAUCCAACUAAGAAAAAGUUUCAAUAUUAUUAUUAUUUGUUGUUGUUAUGACCUGUAGUUUAGUUUAAAAACGCAUAUUUAGGGAUUCAUUUUAACACGCUUUACUGAAAAAUAUAUAAUUAUACAGCUUUAUCUGGAGCAAUAGUACUAAAAAAAGGUAUGUUUGCAAUAAAGCAUUUGGUGUAGAGGACUAAUGGACAUUUCUGCCGUAAACUAAUAUCUUUUUUUUCCUGAUUACAUUUUAUUAUUUUAACUUAAUAAUAAAAAUGACUGAAGUCAGCCUUUAAACUUAAUUUCAUCUAAUCUGUAAUUUCUGUUGAAGAUCCAGAUUAAGGAAACCUGAAAGGUUAAAACUAGUAAACCUUCUCAGUCAACAAAGUACUUUUCCUUUUUGUUUGUUUUUUAAUAGGACCUGUGGAUUAUUUAGAGGUGCAGUAUUUAUAAUCUGGUUUCAUCUGCUUUUACAACACAUGAUAUUUACGAAGCUAUAUUAUGAACAUCAAACAUAUAGACAGUAAAAUUGUUUAAAUAAUUACAUUGUUUUCUCAGCUGAAACAGGAGCAGCAAAAAA